AUGGAAGACGAAAACUUGGACAUCAACUCCCAAUGGGAGCCCGUCACCUUCAACUAUUCCGGUAACGCGACGAACGAGACGGUCCCGGUGCUCACCAGAGGGGAGCGUGACGAGACGCUAGCGGCGGUGGAGAUCAGUGUUCUCGGCGUGCUGUUCUUCCUGGCCCUGACGGGGAACAGUUACGUGCUCGCCGACAUCUACCGCAGUCGGACCCACCACAGGAGGAUGCACCUCUUCCUGGCCAACCUCUGUAUCGCGGAUCUGACCGUGGCCUUGUUCAACAUCCUCCCCCAACUCAUCUGGGACGCGACCGACCGUUUCCUGGCAGGAGACUUCCUGUGUAGAGUCGUCAAGUAUCUCCAGUUGUCGAGUCUGUACGCCUCGUCGUUUGUUCUUGUCGGCUCGGCUCUGGACCGCUACACCGCCAUCUGCCACCCGAUGUCUGCCGUGACCAGGACCGUGUACAAGCCGAAACGAGUCCUGCUGCUCUGCUGGGGGUUCUCGAUUAUCUUCGGACUUCCACAGAUCCAAAUCUUCGGCCUACGCGAGGGUCCUCACGGGUACCUCGACUGUUGGGGUCUGUUCCUGCAGCCCUGGGGUCCAACAGCGUACGUCAUCUGGUGUAGCCUGUCCCUCUUCUUCAUCCCCUGCCUCAUCAUCGCCACGGCUUACACCCACAUCUCCCUGGAAGUCUGGAGAGUGUACCGCGAGGACAAAUCCGCCCCGGGCCAGCUACAGUACCGCCGGGCAAGCCGCUUCGACCUCCCGAUUCGAUCCGGAAAAUUCCGGCCGAGAACGCACCGCGUGGGAGGAGAUUUCCGGGCCACGAAGAUCCGGACGGUGCAGAUGACGUUGGUGAUCGUCAUCGCGUACAUCCUGUGCUGGUCGCCGUUCUUCAUCAUGCAGCUGUGGGCAGUCUUCGAUCUCAACGCACCAUUCGAAGGUCCGGCGUUCGUUAUUAUUAUGCUGCUGGCCAGCCUGAACAGUUGUGUUAACCCCUGGAUCUACUUCGCCUUCAAGACAAGAUGUGACCGGAAGAAAACGCCAAGAAGCAGCAUCAACAGACGAGCAAUACAGACCCCAAGAACAACUGAGUUGGAGAUGAACAAAAUCGAAAAGUCACUACCGGCUUUUGAAAGAGUAAAGGUCACCUUUGGGGUUGCCCAAGAUGGACAACAGGGGGUCAAGAUCACGUUCAACACAAAGGCUGCUGGGAGGGAGAACCUUCGUCUCGCGAGAAUUCCCGAGACUGGGAUGUUGGAGCUCAAAAAUGACAGUCCGAGCCGUAUUAUGUCUGAAGGUGAAGUGGAGACCAGAAAUCGGCGGCGUAAGCGAGAAGACGGACGUAUUGUCUCUUUCAUUGGGUCAAAUUCAUUGUAG
Messenger RNA from Branchiostoma belcheri (Belcher's lancelet), 1380 nucleotides. RefSeq names its product oxytocin receptor-like. Gene Ontology annotation, molecular function: peptide binding; vasopressin receptor activity. NCBI's taxonomy places the organism in Eukaryota, Metazoa, Chordata, Leptocardii, Amphioxiformes, Branchiostomatidae. The transcript has 6 exons. The record is from RefSeq and is a predicted model, not a curated record. Gene Ontology annotation, biological process: G protein-coupled receptor signaling pathway. Gene Ontology annotation, cellular component: membrane. The coding region runs from base 1 to 1380 and encodes 459 amino acids.